Clonostachys solani is the source of this 1173-nucleotide messenger RNA. The record is from the annotation of a GenBank genome assembly. Lineage: Eukaryota; Fungi; Ascomycota; Sordariomycetes; Hypocreales; Bionectriaceae.
AUGCAAGACUUUGAAACAAAGACCAUCGUCGUCCUCGGCGCGGGGUGGGCCGGCAUCACCCUCACCCACCAGCUCCUCAAGCACGUCCUCCCCAAGGUCCCCGAGCUGAGGGUCAUCCUCGUGUCCCCAAACACCCACUUCUUCUGGAACAUUGCCGCCCCGCGCGGCAUCAUCCCAAACACCCUCACCGACGACGAGCUCUUCGUCCCCAUCGCCCCGGCCUUUGCCAAGUACCCGACCACGGCCUUUGAGUUCGUCGUCGCGACCGCCGAGAGCAUCGAGCCCCAGUCCAACACCGUCACAGUCCGCCUGGGCGACUGCGGGGCCAAGCUGAGCGACGGCGAGGACAUGAGGGAGAUUGCCUACGACCAGCUGGUCAUCGCCGUCGGCUCCCGCGUCUUCCACAACCUGCCCCUCAAGGCGGUGGGGAGCCACGCCGAGACCUUGGCGGCGUUCCACGAGCUGCAGGCCAGGAUCGCCUCGGCCAGAACCAUUGUCAUCGGCGGAUCGGGGCCCACCGCCGUCGAGGUGGCCGGGGAGCUCGCCUCUCACUACGGGCGCUCCAAGGAGAUCACCCUGGUCGAGAAUAGCAACCUCGUGCUGGCUGAUCAGACGCAAGCCGUGCGCGUGACCGCCGAGAAGGACCUGCUCAAGCUCGGGGUGAAGAUCAUCCAUCACAACCGGGCUGAGAAAAGCGAGGAUGGGGAUAGGAGAUCGAUCCAUCUCUCCAGGGGGGGCACCAUCUAUGCAGACCUAUUCCUCCCGCUGUACGGCGUCGUCGUGAACAACGCCUGCAUCCCCCAAGAGUUCCUGGACUGGGAAGGCAACCUAAAGCUAGACGAGACCCUCCGCGUACAGGGGACACGGAACAUUUGGGGAGUCGGCGACGUCGGAAACGUGGAGGCGAAGCUUCUCGUUGCUCUGGAGGGCCAGACCGGGCACCUCGUCACCGCUCUCGAGGCCGUCUUGACCGGCGUGGGGUCUUCGAUGGAAGUAUACCACCCGACCAACAAGACCAUCAUAUUCUUCUGCUUUGGUCGGUGGCGUGCGUCAGGCCAGAUCGGCAACUGGAAAAUUCCUGGCUUCUUCGUCAGCAUGUUCAAGGGGCGGCGACUGUUUGUUGACAAUGCGCCGAGUUACGUGAACGGCAAAACCAGGCAGCCUGCUGCUUGA